AUGCCCUGUGCAGCCUCCCUGGCUGAGCUCCAAGCCGAGGCCAGCUGCCUCAUCUGCCUGGAUUACCUGAGAGACCCAGUGACCACUGACUGUGGGCACAACUUCUGUAGCUCCUGCAUCCACCAGCGCUGGGAAGACCUACAGGACAUCCUCCCCUGUCCCGUCUGCUUCCACCACUGUCCUGACAGGACCUUCAAGAGGAACGUGCAGUUAGGUCAUGUGACCGAUUUGGUCCAGCAGCUUCCCGCCAGGAGGAGCAAGAGGAGACUGCAGGAAGGGAAAGCCCUGUGUAAGCAGCACAGUCAGCCUCUGUCCCUGUUCUGUGAGAAGGACCUGGAGCUGCUGUGUCCCUGGUGCAAGGUCUCCUCCGGCCACCUGGGCCACCCCCUGACACCCAUCGAGCGAGCUGCAGCUGACCACAGGAAGAAGCUCAAAAGCUACAUCCAACCCUUGAAGAAGCAGGUUGAAGAUGAUGAGAGGGGGUUAGAAAUGCAAGUCUCAGAAUCAUUUGGAUUUCGAAUGAAGAUAAGAAAUUACACUCUGAUUUUAAACAAUUUAAGAGGCAGUUUCGGCCACAAGAGCGUCCAAGGCACAGGCUCAGACUCUGAGGGUUCUCAGGAGCUGCAGACCCGAAAGCUGCUCCUGCAGGAUGCUCCACAGUCCUCAUGCUGCACAGUGCUGGACGGAUAUCCCCCAGAUAACGAGUAA
Messenger RNA from Mustela erminea (ermine), 708 nucleotides. RefSeq names its product putative tripartite motif-containing protein 61. Bases 1 to 708 code for a protein of 235 amino acids. The record is from RefSeq and is a predicted model, not a curated record. NCBI's taxonomy places the organism in Eukaryota, Metazoa, Chordata, Mammalia, Carnivora, Mustelidae. The transcript is spliced from 3 exons. Gene Ontology annotation, molecular function: zinc ion binding.